AUGCCAACUCUCAUCUCCAUCCACAGCGAACACCGCCCUUCAGUCAAAUACCUCGGUGGGAUGCUUGCUUUAAUUAGCUUUGAUUCCACAGUUGCUGCAAGAGAAUUCCUAGAAGAUGAGAGGAACUGGAAAGAUACAUUCAAAUGGAUGAAGAUGGGAUCCACUGUAGUCACAAAAUUCGAACGCAUAACAUGGAUCAGGAUACUUGGACUCCUUCUCCGACUAUGGAAUAACUCCAACUUCUCUGAUGUUGUGGGAAAGUUCGGGAAAAUAGCGGUGCCAAUAGACCAUAUCACAAGUCGCGUUGACCUCUCUGUGGUGAAGUUAGCCAUACUCACAGACAAAUUAACAAAACUCAAUGAGGAGAUUCAGGUGGAAGCUGAUGGCCGAUCUUUUCACGUUGGAAUCGUUGAAUACGAAGACGAACCAUGGUUCCCGUUCAAGUUUGACAACGAAGAACAUCCAUAUGAAGAUCAGGUGUUGGACGAUAAAACUGAAAGCGAGUCUAUGGUAAGUGAGUCAAAUAACUGGAACUCCACUGAAGAAGAUGAAGGCGUAUCUGCAACAUGGAUCAAUGAUAUGGAGGAGGGGGAAAUCGUUCAGGAUGGGAAUCCUAACUCUCCAAUAUACCCUACGGAAGAAAAGGCUAAUGAAGGCGGUGAUGACCUAACACUGCCAUGCACGGUGGCCGGAGAUGACACAAAUCAUCACCAGAGAACAGUAUCGGCGGUGAAGACCGGCGAUUCCGGUGAGGAAAGACCGAUUCUCGAGAAAGGGGUCUACGAAGCGACACUCAAUUUCCAAGAUAAUUCAAAAGAUAACGGUAAGACGGAUCGGGCUGCUGCCCUAGAUAAUCAGACGGAUCCAACACCCUCGGAUCUUCAGACUUUGGGCCCACUGAAAAUUGUUAAUUUCCCAGCUUCAUUAGCCCAAUCUGGGUGCUUCGGCCCUUUUCCCUCUUUUAACUCUACUCCUCCUCCAGCCGGUCAACAUAGUUUAGAUAAUGGUCAUGUCCGUUCCUCUCUAAAGAGACGUCGUUUACAGCGCUCUCCCCCCAGUGAACUCACAACUUUGAUCCUAAUAACCACCCUGUUUCAAGUCCCAGAAAUAAGUCGACCUCCCCCCUUCAUCGUAUCCACCACCAACACAGAUGAACCAACUCAGGUCCCUCAACCCAUCGCUGGCCAGAAUAUCGAUGUCCUAAACCAUGAAUUAACCGACCUAGUGGUGGAAUCAACAGAAAUUGAAGUGACUGCAGCAGUGGGUUCCCUAAUUAGGUUCGAGAUUGAACCUAAUAAUCGUAUCCUAGCUGAAAUUCUUGGUGCAUCAGGUGAGCACAAUGUUACCCAAUGA
Lactuca virosa is the source of this 1353-nucleotide messenger RNA. The record is from the annotation of a GenBank genome assembly. Lineage: Eukaryota; Viridiplantae; Streptophyta; Magnoliopsida; Asterales; Asteraceae.